AUGAACAGAGUAUUAACAAAGUUUAAUUUUAAACCAUCUUUAUCUGCACCGUGCAUUGACUGUAAAGGUGAGGGAGGUUCGAAAAUAAUAAUAGCACCAUAUGUCGGUGACGUGUUUGUUAUCAAUAAAAGCAAAAAGCGAAAAUAUUCACUAAGAAGUCAAUUGAGUACUGAAUACAUGAUCAAACACUUAGGAGUAGCAAAAUCCAUAUUGGGAACAAGAAUCAGUUGCAAACAUAGCAAGGUCUACUUAGAUCAAGGUUCCUGUAUUGAGCAACAACUAGGCAGAUUCGUUACGAAUUAUUGUGCCCCCACACUCGCACAUUCUCCAGUAGGAAAAAAAUUAAUAAAAAGUGAUACAUAUGAUAACCAUCCCUAUCAGCAUCUAGUAGGCUCUUUAAAUUAUUUAGCCGUAUGCACCAGACCGGACAUCGCGUUCAGCAGCAAAAAACGAUCUAAUAUUGCCCUCUCCACAAGUGAUGCAGAAUAUGUUGCGGCAACCGAGGCAUGUAAAGAAGCAGAAUCUUUAAGAAGCUUGCUACGCGAAAUCAUAGGUCAAGAAAUCUGCAUCGACAACUACAAUGAUAACCAAUCAGCCCAAGCGCGGGCGAAUGAACAGGUCAACUGCUACAGAACCAAACAUAUAGAUGUGAAAUGCCAUUUCAUACGAGAAGCAAUCAAACCUUGA
Eufriesea mexicana is the source of this 687-nucleotide messenger RNA. RefSeq lists its product as uncharacterized. NCBI's taxonomy places the organism in Eukaryota, Metazoa, Arthropoda, Insecta, Hymenoptera, Apidae. The transcript is spliced from 2 exons. The record is from RefSeq and is a predicted model, not a curated record. Bases 1 to 687 code for a protein of 228 amino acids.